This is a messenger RNA of Myotis lucifugus (little brown bat), 1973 nucleotides long. Its product is annotated as gasdermin-C-like. Gene Ontology annotation, molecular function: phosphatidylinositol-4,5-bisphosphate binding; phosphatidylinositol-4-phosphate binding; phosphatidylserine binding. The record is from RefSeq and is a predicted model, not a curated record. Lineage: Eukaryota; Metazoa; Chordata; Mammalia; Chiroptera; Vespertilionidae. The coding region runs from base 628 to 1464 and encodes 278 amino acids. Gene Ontology annotation, biological process: pyroptotic inflammatory response; defense response to bacterium. The transcript has 8 exons.
ACACAGUGCAUUUAAGGUGGCAUGUCACCAAAUAAGUUGUUCCUGAAAGAUCAGACAGAGGCUGAAAACCAGGACUACAAGUUUUAUUAGAGGAGAAGGACCUACUGGGCUGUCUGGCAAGGGGAGGACAGCAGCACAUGCAGGGGUCCCUUGGAACAUAUCCUGUGCAGAUGUUUCUUCCCUGCAAUGACUGUGUCAAGCAACAAGAAUGCACUGGCUUCCUGCAGAUUACGUCAUACUCCGCCCACCAGUUGCGGGGAGGGAGGAUAUGCUCUGCUUCUGGAAGUCUGAUCUGUCCUAUGGGACAGCCUGGCAGAGACAGUGAAUAUAGAAAUCCUGCCUGAUUCUAGUCUCCACUCGGCUGAGAAGGACUUGAGAGGUAAGACCGUGAUUCAGAGCUCAGCCCCAGACCUGGUCUGGAGGAGGCGAGGGCCUCAUCUGCUGCUUGUUACAGGAUAUUGCCCUGGAACUUGAGUCGGGGACCAGCUGGUGGGAAGCAAACACGACCAGCGGAGUCAUACUUCUCUGUUCUCUGGAUUUUGUCUGACCUCAGGCGGUCUGGAGAUUGGAAGGAGCACUACCCAUUGGAGCCUUUCUCUAUAAGACAAGACAAUAUACAACUGCAACAUGCCCUCCAUGUUUGAGAGAACUACCAAGAAAUUGGUCAAAGAGAUCGGAGACGGAGAGCUCAGACCUGUCAAAUGCUUGGAGAGGGCCACCAAGAUACGCCGGUUUUCUCUAAUACGGAGAAAGAAGGCUCGCUCUCUGUUUUGGCAACUACCUGAUGAACCACUUGACGUCUCCCUCAUGCACAUCCUCGAACCAGGUUCUUCAGUCCCAGAUGCUGCUGUGGAAGUGUCUGCCGUCUUCAGUGACACUGUGGUCACGAAGCAGCAGGCGGCUGGGAGUGUGAAUGUUGGGGCAGAAGUGGGCUUCUCGGGGGAGACUGCUUCAUGCCGAGGGUCCUCCCUCGAGUACCAGAUUGUUAGCACCCCACAUGAAACCUGGGACAAGCUUCAGAAGAGGAAACUGCCAGACCCAGAACCGUACUUUCUGAAGCAGUGCCGGGAAGCAGAGGUGAAUCUGUAUGUUGUGACCGACACCGUGGAGCUGCUCAACAGCCCUGUGCUGCAGGAUCUCAGCAGCAAAAAGAUCUUGGGGAAAUUCUCCCUCCCUCUGGAUAUUUUGGUCAAGGGUAAAGGACAGGCAGAGGGUCUCAAAGUGAGAGAGAAGAAGCUGACUGUGCCGAAGGGCUCGGUGGUGGCCUAUAAGAGGAAGCAGCUGAUUUUCUACAGGAGAGGCUGGGUCAUUCACCACAUCGCAGAUGAAGACAAGCAAGAAACCUUUCCAGCAGGCUUGAGAGGCAUGGCAGCUGAUGAGCAAGUCAUUUCAGUAGGUGAGUUGGGCAGGUUCUCUGCUGGGAUCUCAGGCCCUGCUGAGCCCUUGACCCUCUUUGACCCAUAAACACCCUCGUGGGGCUCAGCCCCAACAGAGGAAGGUUUCCUCAGGGAAACCUUCCCCAGCCAGGCUCCUCCACCACCUACUCAUCUCACUGCUAUGACCCACACAGGCCCCUGGCCUCAGGGCAAGCCUGUCUCUUCUGAGUACUGGGGUGGGGAGAGAGAGAGAGAGAGAGAGAGAGAGAGAGAGAGAGAGAGAGAGAGAGAGUUGGGGGAGCAGAGACUGAGCUGUUGUGAGUGACCACUUCUGUUCCUCUUACCAACAGUAAGCAUAUGUCCACCCCAGUCCUUAAGUGGACAGAUAGUAUAUAGUGGGAUGUGGUCCCUCCACAAGGCCCCUUUUUACUACUGAAACCCCACGUGGUUACCUCUGCCAUCUUCAUCUGAGCCACUGGGCUCUGGUUCCCUAGACAAAGGGCAGGGUGGAUGGAAAAGAGGCGAGUAGGGGCAGAAUGUAGACAAACUGUAAGUCUUCAGAGCCUAACCUUUGGGUGGUAAUUGGAUUUCUCUUCU